This is a messenger RNA of Drosophila rhopaloa, 6021 nucleotides long. RefSeq lists its product as uncharacterized. NCBI's taxonomy places the organism in Eukaryota, Metazoa, Arthropoda, Insecta, Diptera, Drosophilidae. The record is from RefSeq and is a predicted model, not a curated record. The coding region runs from base 292 to 5499 and encodes 1735 amino acids. The transcript is spliced from 5 exons.
UCACACAGGAUAAGGCAGCUAAUCAAAAAAAAAAUAAGCCUGCUAAAUAAGAAAUAUACAACAAAAAACACGCAGAAAUUCAUAAAAUAACAAUCGAAGCAAACCGACCAAGCACCGAUAAUGUAAUCAUGCACGGCCAGUCAGUUCCGGCAUUGUUUUGUAGACAGCAUCAAGUAUAUUUUUUAAAUUUCACGUGCUAAAUUCAGAAGAAAUCCUACCACAAUUGCUACACAAAUCGACCAUUUGACCAGUGCGGGCUAGGGCUAGUAAUCCAAUCCAAUCCCCGACGCGAUGUCCAAGAGAUGCGCCAGUCUGAUGGCCUAUAUGACGGCGGAGGAGCACCUGCUGAACUGCUACUCGCCGCUGGAAGGCGACGAGGUGGAUUCGGAGGCGGUCGAUGCUCCAGCCGCCGUAUCGGGCGUGGCAGAGGAUCGGGUGCGGCCCGCGGGUCCCACUGAAUCCGAUGCAGAGCAGCCGGCGCCGGAAUCGGACCUGGACCCUGCCGUAGACAGCAUGCUGCACGUAAUUUCCGACGAUUCAGACAUCCACAGCCUUAUCUCGAGCGGCAGCGGCUUCAAAGGCUGGGCGGAGGACCACCCAUCUACCAGUUUCGUCAGCCAAGGCGAACGCUUCAUCUACGGACUGUGCCGGCACAUGAUGGCCGCGGAGGAGAUCACUCCAGUUCCUGAAUGGACCACCUGCACGCCCGCCAAGCGUCCGAGCAUUAGUCAUGAGGUCAUCGAGAUCAAUGACUCGCCCGAAUCAGCACAGGACCCGGCUAUUGCUUUGAUGCAGGCCGUAGUGAACAGUCCCGGCAUUUUGCUGACCAACGGCAAUGUCGACCAGUUCGCCAUGGUGCCUCACGGUGACGAUGAUGAUGAUCACGAGCUUCAGGUAGCCGAGGAGGGAGAUCAGUGUGUCAUUUACGAAUCGGUGGAUGGAGAGAACAUGGUCGUGCUGGCGGAGGAGCACUGCUGUGAGAUCAUAGUAGCCACCCAGGGCGUGGCAUGCGAACAGGAGUUCGCCAGGGCCAUUCUGAUGGCCGGGAAUGGAGCCGAAGCAUUGCUGGGUCUGUUGCCCGAAGAAACUGGUGCGAAUGAGUGCCUCAAUGGUGCUGCCUAUAUUGAGGAGGUGGUAGAGGAUUUGGGUGAGGAUGAAGCACGUAUGGCGGCGGAAAACAAUGUGUACCUCAGUGACGCAGCGCUGGAGCAACCACUAGUUCAUCAGGAACUAGUCGAGGACGAAGCGCCCGAGGAGAACGAGAACGCAACAUUUUUGGACGACACUCCGAUGGAAGAGGAACGCCCCGACAUUUGUCAAGUGUAUGAUCACGAAUUAGAAGACCACGACGAUGAAGACGAGGAAGGCAUGAUGCAGCAAACACCGGGCCAACCUAUUGACAUCAGCGUUAUGGAAGGGCAGGAGCCGCCGCCGAAUAAUCUGCUCAGGAAGUUGCCUCGCGAGCACAGCAGUCCCACGGAGUUCCCAGUCAGUUCCUCCUCCAUGCCCAACGCCAGCUAUAACUAUGAAUUCGAUGACGAUUUAAUGGGCGGCCACUCUCCGUCCAAAGUGGCUCCACUGAAGCGCAAGUAUCCGCCACUGAUGAAGAAUACACUCCAUGGAGAGGCUAUGGAUAGAAGGCUAGCCAGCAUCUGCCAGGCUCAGCCACAGAUGAGUCCCGCCGAGAAGGUCUCCAGUUGGGAGACGGCGGCCAGUGAGGAGUGUGCGGCCGUCGAGGAUGUAGAGAGCUUUGCGGCCGCCUUCGACCAGUAUGAGGCUGCCACAGCACCACUCAAGCAGCUCAACUUCAUUGAGUUUCGCGAAUCACUGGCCCGAAACCUGGAGAAGAUCAGCCGCGAUAUCAUGCAGACCUCCGACGAGUCCACCCAAGAGCAAGCCAGUUCCCAGUCAGCGGAGCGGCCGGUCCAUCGGCGCUACUUGCAUAUCAUGCCCACCGAAGAGACCAUAGUGCUGGACGACGAUGACGAUGAUUGCUACGAGGUGGUGGGCAUGGAGAACGCCUCCGUCACCACGUUGAUUCCCGAGGAGGAGCUUCAAGUGGAUCAACAACCGGAGGAAGAAGAGGAGGUGAUUCCCGAUGCCUCUGAUGUGAAGACCAUGGAGACGAAAACCUCUGAGCGACGGCUCCUUACCAAGGAAACUUCCACCACAGAUUUGGAAAGCAGCGCGGCUGCACCAACAGCAGGGUCAUCCGCCGUGCAUUUGCAUCCGGUUGCAUCCGUUUCCAAUGCCCAUCCUUGUGCCGGUGCUUCGGAAGGAAUAGUUGAGUUAAUGCAGCCGAACUCCAGUGAUAUUGUGCCUUCAGAAGACCGGCAACUGGCAACUGCUGUCCUGGAUGUUAUGCGUCAGCAGGUGCAAAUGCAACAGCAGCAGUUUAUCGAACAUAAAAUGCAGCAGCAACAGCUGUAUCGUUACCAGGAUCUGCCACAGGCGCCACAAGAGAUGCCACUGCAAAUGGCCGCGAAUCAGGAGCUGAAUUUCAGCUGCCCCAACGACAGUAUGUUCUACGAGCAGCAAGAGUUCUGCAACUAUCUGGGUCUUACUGAACUGGCCACGGCCAACGCGGUAGCUACUGCAAUGCGGGAGUUAGCCAACAGCACUGUGGCCCGACGAUCCUUGCGAGUCCGACCACAACACCAAUUGGACCGGAUGCGCAGUGAUGUGCGCGGUAAACGGCGGGAGCGGGAACGAGACCGCCAGCAGGAUAAGGACAAGAAGAUGCCGCUGACCACCAGCAGUGAGCUUAGCACUGAUAAAGAGGAGUCCUCCCUGCCUCAGAUAGCCGGUACCGUUCCGGGGGCGGAUGGAGAGCUCACUUUUAUCGGCCAAUUGCCAGCUUCGAUUGCAGAAGACCAGCGCCAGUCGAACCACUUUUACGACACCUAUUUACGGGCACAGGGAGAUCGCGCGCUGGUCAAAUCACCCAAAGAACAAGAGCGACUCAAAUCCCCUAAAGAAACGGGGAAGCACCGGUGUUCACAGGAGCGGGAAAGGUGCAAAUCUCCCAAGAAACUGGAGCCGCAGCGUUGCAGAUCUCCCAAGGAGGGCGAAGGGAUCAAGAAGCAAGAGGAACACAAAGAGCCCGAGGAUGAACUUGAGCAGUCUGUUAAGGCAGCGUUCGCCAAGGUCUACGAGGCUGCAGCUCCUGCCCAAUCCAAGCUGCUGGAGAAAAUGCAGCAACGCUUGCGCCAGGCGCGCGAGACCAAGCCAUCGAUUUACAUCAUCAAGGCUACAAACAAUGCCUCGCCGCAGACACCAUCGCCAGGCAAACAGGAGUCUCGCAUUUCACCGGCACCCGCUCACUUGAUAGAAGCCUUUGGUGAUGUAGGUGCUCCGUGUCCAUCUGCAGUGAUUCCUCGACCUGCGAAGACAAAUCUCAUAAAGAUCAGUCCAGUUAAAGAAGCUAAAUCGUCACUUUCAUCACCUGUGGUUGCGGCUCAGUCGCCAAAAACACCCAAACAUAGGAAAACCCAUGGCGUUACCAAGCCAGUUACUGCCACAAAACGCAGACGCACUACCGUGGGAGCUCCAAGCUCAGGAAAGCACACUCGCGUCCGCGACCUGGUUACCCGUUCCACCACGCACCUCAAUUCAAAGCUGCUGCGAAACCGUAAGGUCAGUCUGCUUAAGAGCUACGCUCUCUCGGACGAAAUGGCCCAGGGACGAGCCAAGCGACUGAGCGGCGGCACAGCACUUGGCGUCAAAAGGGUCCAGAUGCCCAAGAUUGUACGGGCGGCCCUAAAGAGACCCGAUCCGACAGACAAGAGUCUUCCAGAACAGCAUCGCCUGCAGCAGCAGCAGUUGGCUCCUCCGAACAGUCCCCGCAAGAUAAAGGGCGUUAAGGAGAAUGCCACAGUCACGACAAGUGCAACGAAAGCUAUCAAUCGACUGACAAAGCGCACGAAGAGGACACGUGCCAAAUCUCUGCCCGGUAAUCUUGAAGCAGUGCCUAACCACACUCCAGUCGCCGUUCCUAGGAUCACAGAGUUGGCACAAGAAGUCCCCAAUGCGCUUGUGGAACCUUACAAACAUCUGGAUAACUCUGCUGCCGUUGGGGCUGCAGAACUGACCCACAUUCAUUCCCCUUCCCGCGCUCAACCGCCUUACGCCCAGCCCGCUCUUAUUUACCCGCCUUCGCCCACAUCCCCGCCAUUGAAUUCUAAGGAGCCACGUCGCUCUCGGCAGCACGCGGGACACUUGGAUCCUGCCCAACAAAUCUUGGCCAUUCCUCCCGGCGGACUGCUACGCCUCAGCGAGGGAUCGUCAACGCUAGCGAAUCCACUUUCCGCCAAGCACGGCAAGGUUCUAUAUAUGUAUUACGAGCUGGAACAGCUUAUUGUGCUACAAGAGAACUGCAUAACCUUCUGGAAGUUCUCCAAAGUGUUCAACGUGCUGCACCAACCGCGCCAGCAGCCCUUCUUCGAUGGCGUUAGGAAAUUGCCCGCAUCACAGCUCCACCACCCGCAUUCGCGCGAUUCCAAGGACACAGAGCAAGAGCUGCAAGUUGGACCGCGAUGGGUGUACUUGGGAAGAGUGCGACGCCUUACUAAAGAACAGGAGAUAUUUACGCCGUUUGGCAACCGCAUCUGUGUGCACAACUCGACGCCGGUGUACCUUGAAAUGCGAAGCAGGCCGUUGGACCACCACAAGCGGGAGGUGAAGCUUACGUCGCUGCACGUGAACGUGUACUACUUUUGCGAAGAGGAACUACGGCCCCGGAUGCACUCUGUGCACUUGGACGCUGUUAACUGUGAGUGGCCGAAUGUCAUUUAUACUACGAUCGCGGAGUCGCGCUACUUUGUUAUGGCUUGGCAGCAGGAAUUGGUGAUGGGCAAGCCGCGCUCGGGCAUCUGCAAGUACUCGUUGACGCCCACGCUGGAUACGCUGGCCUCUAUUCGGGAGUUCAAGCAGCUACGCCACGAACUACGCCACAUCGAGUGCCUUUCGGAGGACCGCCUAAUCGGCUAUGGACAGACGCGGAUCACAAUUUGGGACCAUCGCAGUGGUGACACAUUGAUGAACUACGAUCUGGGCCGUCCUUUGGGUAGCAGCUUGGCUGCCAUGCACUAUCCCAGCCUCGACAUGGAUCAAAGCAGUAUGCUAGUGCUCUACCAGCAUGUAAAAGAGCCAAACAGUCCGGCUGAGGUGCAUGUAAUUGCCUGCGAGCUAUCGCAUGCUACGCCCUCGCAUCGCCUGCUGCAGGUUCACCGACUGCCAUCCCCGCAAUUCGAUGACGCCACGGAGGCAGUUAACACCGGGGACCAUCUGAUCAUCAAGUCUGCAUCGAACGACGAGGCCUGGAUAAGUGCUGCGGAUCCGAGGCAGCUCACCUAUUUGGCGCCGCAAAACAAUGGAGCGCAGCGGUUUUAUGCCCGCCAGAAGUCCCAAGUGAUUGAGAUGUCUCCGCAACAUUUGACGGUAGACAGCAUCGCCAAUCACAUGUUAAAAUUGGCUGUCCAGCAGCGGCACUCGACGUAGGCCAGUGCCAGUGAACUUGCAAAGUGGAAUGUCUUGACCCUGAACCAAGUUUUUGUUUUCUCACAUUAAUCCCUGUUGAAAAUCACCCACAAGACACAACACGCCUUUAUUGUGAACGCUAAGAUCCAUAAAUAUGCUUUUGGCUGUCAGCCGAAAUCAUGUAGUUCAAAUAUAUUCGAAACUAUAAUAAGUUGCGUCUUAAACCAUGUAGUCUUUACCAACAUAAUCAUCCAAUAAUAUUUUUUGCAUAAGUUUUUAGUUAGUCAGACCCGAUAAGCCUUUACUAAGCUGUCCGCUAUCAUUGAUUAAGUGUUUUUGUUUCUUUGGUUCUUUUUAUUUUUUCUAAAAGAAAAACAAAACCCUAGCUUAAGGUAACUUAGUUCUAGACCUAGUUAUGAAUUCAAAUAUUUGAUUUAUUACUAUAUCAACUGCAGCAGUGGAUGUGUCAUAUUUUUAGUUCAAAGGAAACACCAAAAUGAAAACAAAUGAAUGUCAUUAAAAGGAAAUCUGUUUAAAAAUACA